AUGGCGAAAGAUAGGUCGUUCGCUGCUUUCAUGGACUGCGUUUUGAGCCAAGAUGAGCUCUUUCACCUGGAUGCCGACUACGCUACCGGUGUGCGACGACGUUCUUUAAAGGACCAUCAAAAUCCCUUUGAACAUUUUGACGACAAUGAAUUCCUCGUGCGCUACCGUUUCACGAAGGCAACCGUACAAAGCCUUUUUGAACCAUUGCCGCUGGAAGAUAGCGUAUGCAACCGAGGGCUGCCCCUACCUCCCAUACUACAGCUGCUCAUCGCAAUGCGUUUUUAUGGCACUGGGACGUUCCAAGUCAUCGCAGGGGAUCUUGUGAAUGUGUCACAGCCGACAGUGUGCCGCGUUGUGGAAAAGAUAUCACAGCUCCUCGCAAGGACACUUUUUAAGAAGCUUGUGAAGUUUCCCGAAGCCGCAGAGGAGUUCGACGCAACAAUGAGGGAUUUCUACCAAAUUGGCAAAUUCCCAGGGGUCACUGGAUGCAUUGACUGCACCCACGUGAGGAUAAAGAGACCCGGAGGUCCCGAUGGGGAGGUUUUUCGUAACCGGAAGGGGUAUUUUUCGAUCAACGUACAGGCCAUUACUGGACCCCGGCUACAGUUCUAUGACCUCGUUGCGAGCUGGCCUGGUUCCGUGCACGACAGUAGAAUAUUCGACAACAGUAGAGCGCGGGUCCUGUACGAGCACCACCGAGUGCCAGGCGUGCUGCUGGGAGACGCAGGCUAUGCCUGCACAACAUUUUUAAUGACGCCUCUGGCCAACCCAGGCGCAAAAGAUAGCCCAGAAGGCUGGUACCAGGCAGCGCACAUUCGAACCCGGAACAGCGUGGAGCGAGCCUUCGGCGUUUGGAAACGGCGGUUCCCAUGUCUUGAUAUGCCGCUGCAGCACAAGCCGCAUCGUUCAGCCGUCAUUGUGACAGCAUGUGCUGCACUGCACAAUUUGGCUCGCAUGCUUAAUGAGCCAUGCCCUCCAGAUCUGACGACACCAGCAGAUCCCCCACAACGCCAACAAAGGCAGCGGCAGCAUCACGUUUUACCUGUCACUGCCGCCCCUGUGGACUCCGUCAACGGCACACAGAUGCGCAAGCGCAUAAUUGCAAGGUACUUUCAGUAA
Ornithodoros turicata is the source of this 1119-nucleotide messenger RNA. Its product is annotated as putative nuclease HARBI1. The transcript has 3 exons. NCBI's taxonomy places the organism in Eukaryota, Metazoa, Arthropoda, Arachnida, Ixodida, Argasidae. The coding region runs from base 1 to 1119 and encodes 372 amino acids. The record is from RefSeq and is a predicted model, not a curated record.